AUGGAGGAGUUGGCGGCCAAGCAAGGUGAUGUAAGCAGUGGGUACAUGAGGAGGAGAAGUGUGGCUGAGGCCGACACGACGGAGAGGAAACGAAAGGAAGAAUACGAGAUGUCGAUACGGGAGGCUGAAGAGGCGAGGGCGAAGGCUGAUGCUGAGGCUAAGGCAAGGGAGGAGGAAUAUGAGGCCAGGCUGCAGGAAAUGCAGUCGCAGAAGGAUGAUAGGAGAGAGGAAGAGUUGCAGAGGUUGAGGAGGCAGUUGAAGUCUGAGAGGAAGGAGGCGGAGAGGGAGAGAGAGGCUAUGAUGAGGAAACAAAAAGGGUUGGAGGAGGCAGAGGGAAGCAACGCUGAUAGCGAAGGAGAUGGCCAGGCCUUAUACGUGAUGAGGGAUGCCAAGAAAGACGCCUU
This is a messenger RNA of Perkinsus marinus ATCC 50983, 404 nucleotides long. RefSeq lists its product as hypothetical. The record is from RefSeq and is a predicted model, not a curated record. NCBI's taxonomy places the organism in Eukaryota, Perkinsozoa, Perkinsida, Perkinsidae. The annotation marks the transcript as partial. The transcript is spliced from 4 exons.